Molecule: messenger RNA, 2425 nt
Organism: Abrus precatorius (Indian licorice)
Lineage: Eukaryota; Viridiplantae; Streptophyta; Magnoliopsida; Fabales; Fabaceae
Exons: 7
Coding region: 164-1813 (549 amino acids)
Molecular function (GO): DNA binding
Source: RefSeq, a predicted model, not a curated record
GAAACUCGCUGUUACGUUAUCCUAUUUCAAUUUGUGGUGUGCGAAACAGGUUGUUGUUCUUGGCUCCCUCCCUCUCAGAACGAAAACGACGACGCAUUAGUGGAGAGAAGAGAUGCACUCUAUCUUUCCCUGAAUUCCAUUCAAUCUCUUUGAAUGAGCUCCCAUGCCUUUGUUUGAGAUAACGAAUGCACAACUAUCCUUUCGAUAUUCACUCGGAGCCCCAAUGCCAUUUCAUGCGAAAGGGUGUUGGAUUUCCGUUGAGCAGCAUAAAAUGGAAAAGUUCAAUGUGAUUAAAGCAGUUGCUACCUUUGAACCAAAGACUUUGGCUGCAGAAGGAAACUCCAACAACAAGUUGGAGGUAAGUCUGAGUUCUCCGGGCAUUCUGCUUGAAUUUUCUGACGAAGAAACAGAACAACUUGAUGACAGGGAGAAGUUGAGAAGAAUGAGGAUUUCAAAAGCUAAUAAAGGAAACACUCCCUGGAACAAAGGAAGAAAACAUACUCCUGAAACUUUGCAGAAAAUCCGGGAAAAAACACGCCUCGCGAUGCAGAAUCCUAAGGUCAAAAUGAAGUUGAUUAAUCUCGGGCAUGCACAAACUACAGAAACAAGAAUGAAGAUUGGCGCUGGAGUGAAAAUGCGAUGGGAAAAGAGACGUGGAAAGAAGAUGGCGCAGGAUACUUGCUGCUUUGAGUGGCAGGAUUUAAUUGCAGAGGCUUCUAGACAAGGCUAUGUUGGUCAGGAAGAGCUGCAAUGGAAUUCCUAUGAAAUCUUCAACGACCAGCUGAAGCAGGAGUGGUUGGCCAGCGUUGAACAAAGGAAACUAAAAGCAAGGACACCAGGUUGCAGAAGAAGACCCAAGUCCCCUGAACAGAGAAGGAAAAUUGCAGAAGCCAUUACUGCAAAAUGGGCUGAUCCUGAAUACCGUGGAAGAGUUUGCUCUGCAUUGGCCAAGUAUCAUGGCACUGAAGCUGUAGUUGAAAGGAAACCUAGAAGAAAGCCAAGUGAUGGUGCACAACCCACCAGGAAGAAACCUAUAGCAAAAAGAGAUACUAAUACUAGCAUCCAUGUUAAGAGUGGCUCCAAAGUUCAUAAUCCUGCCGUGUUGAAAAAAAUCAAAUCCCCUGCCUAUAAGGAUCCUUUGGUGAAUUCUAAGCUUGAAAUGAUAAAAAACAUUAGAGCACAGAGAGCUGCUGCAGAAACCAAACAAACUGAAGCUGUUGAACGAGCAAGACUAUUGAUUGCUGAAGCUGAGAAAGCUGCCAAGGCACUUGAGGUUGCUGCAACAAAGAGUCCCAUUGCACAGUCUUCUCUGAUAGAAACUAGAAAGCUAAUAGCUGAAGCUAUUCAAUCACUUGAAUCCAUUGAUACACAAGGUAUAACUUACAGUAAUGGUCCUUCAGUUGGUUUGAGUGAGGUCAAUAAGGAAGAAGGAUCGGCAUUUGAAGUUCUAAACCAAUCUCAAAUGGUGGCCCAAGUAAAUGGGCGCACAGAAUUAGCAUCAAGUGACUACAAGUUCUCUGAAGAUUUUGGCAAAUUUUCGUUGGAGAAGCCAGUUAAUGGUGAUCCCAAACUUCACCUAACCAAUGGCUGUGCAUCCUUAACUUUUAGUUUGAGUAGCCAGAUAAAGGAAUCUAGUCCAUCUAGUCAACAAAGGGAAACAGAGCAGGGUCAGAGCAACGAAUACAAAACAGAUCCUUCUCCAACUGUGAUGGGAAUUCCGUCCCUUGAAGAUGAGAUGGUAUCUAGAUCACCUAUAGUAACUAAAAAGUGGGUUUGCGGAAGGCUUGUUGAAGUGGCUGAAGAGAAAAAAUAAAAUGGGUAAAGCUUCACUGAGUUUUCAAACAUAAUACAAAGCAAUGUCAUUAUUUGUUGCAUGUUAUGUAGAUCACCAUAAAAGCCACAAAUAUUUUAUUCUUAACAGCGUGAUCGCAGCUUGCUCAUCCAUGUCCUGAAAUCAUGAGUUGAGUUGUAUCAGCCCCGGAACAGCCAAGUGUAGGCAGAUCGAUGGAGACUAAAAUAGCUAUCUCUAAGGAAAGGGAGCACAUAGAUCACAGGAUCUUCUUGACUUAAUCAUGUUACAUUAAACUGAGUUUAAUCAUAUGAAUAUUUUGUUACAUUACUUUGUAUGAGUUGAUUGCAUGAGUACUUUAUGUUUAGUUGUGUAGCCACUGCGGAGAUUUGAGCCCGAGCAGUGGCAUUUUCCAGUCAGGUAGGACAAUCUGUUUAUACUUGGGGGUCACACCCGAAUUAUGUAGAGUGGGAUAGUGUUGGCUAAGGGUCUACGAAUUUCUCUUUUACUUCUAAUAUUUGGACUUCUCAAUUAGCCCCUCAAAUACAGUAUGAUAAAAAUUCUCUAGCUUUGCCCCUUUGUUGUAGCAUAGUUAAACAUAAGUUGUUUGAAUUCUAACGAGUAAUAUGAAUCGUU